CGCCGCCGCCGCCCGCCCGGACCGCCCGGACCGCCGCGGGGCGACGGGCCCGAGACGGCGCCCCGCGCCCCGGAUUCGCCUCGGCUCGGCCGCGCGUAUAUUUCCCUUCCUCCAUGAUCUCCAACACUGAUAGAGUGGAAGAAACUGAGGUACCAUGAAAAAGAAAAGUAACUGGGACUGAGAAAAGGAAAGAGUGCCCCUCCCCCCAACCCCAGGUUCCAGCAGAACUCACGUCUCUGGUGUCUGGAUCAAACCAGUGACUGAUGUCCUGGCCCGCAACUUCCACGAUGGGUUUCAGCAGCAGGUCUCCUGGGAAGGAGAAGCUGCCGUCAAUGCUACCCAUCCAAGAACCAAGCACCCCCCAAACACACCCUCGACGCUGGCCCAAAGUGUGGCGCUUACCCUUGUAUUCCUGUGCCAACGGCGUUAGGUCGUACACGUUUCCCAGGUAAGACACCCAGAGGUCUUCGGGCUGGUUAUGUUGGGCCACCUCGGCCGGCGUGAAAUAGCGACGCUGAAAAUACUCAAAGUCUGGCCCGGCCACUAGGCCCCGGCGUGCCAUGGCUCUUGCUCUAUCGGUCACCGACUCCUUUAGUUGCUUCCUCGCUUUUCGGCACGCACUCUCUGUUUCAUCCUCCCUCUGGUCCGGGAGCUAAGGCGAGCGCGUUUAUCCGCUGACAUGGAAACCAUUGUCCCUUUCCGGCCACCGGCCACUGAGAUCAAACGCUGUAAAUGGGCGAGAGGAGCGUGGGCUGCGCGUGCUCACGGGAAACGUAGUCCGAUUCAGGCAUUCAAGUAAUUUGAGUUUUGUCCUCAGGAGUUCCGCGGGAAAGAGAACACACUCCGUUUUCAUUCACAGUACCCUAGGCUACAGGGAGUAUUCAGGACAUACUGUCUCGCGAGGCAGAAAAACAAGGGAGGGGAGGAGUGUGAUUAUGAAAAAAGGUAUUCUCGCUAAAUUCCAGGGUUCCUUAAAGGAUGUGUAAGAAACUAGAGUUGAAAAUUUCUCGCGAUAUCUUGGUACAUCCAACGUAAUAGGCCUCAGUGAGCCUCAGCGCCGAAAUAGAAGCUCGCGAUACUUCUGCAGUUGCCGGAGACGAAGAGGAGGAGGAGGAGGAGAGGUGAUCUCGCGAAAGAAAACAGGUCGGGAGCGCUCGCGAGAUCUCAGACCACCGGACACCAAAGGUUCUUAGGAAGUUGAAGGGCCUGGAGGAGGCCCGGGAACAAAUGGCCGCAGCUGGACCAGCCAUGCUGUUGCGAGAGGAGAAUGGCUGUUGCAGCCGGCGUCAAAGCAGCUCCAGCGCAGGGGUUAGCUCGGGUUCUGGGAUUGAGGGGCCGUCGGGGAGCAAGAUGGGGGGACGGAGGGGGAACUGCAGCUCCCGGCAGCCUCUGGGCUUCGUGUGAGCGCCCCGCGGGCUGUCGGGAGCUGUGGUUCCGCGGGCGGGCAGCAGCCGAGGCGGCGCGGUCUGAGCGCCUGUCCCGCCCCGCUCAGGACUCAGAUGGGGAGCGCGAGGACUCACCGGCUACGCGCGCUAGGCAGCAGCUGGAGGCGCUGCUCAACAAGACUAUGCGCAUUCGCAUGACAGAUGGACGGACACUGGUCGGUUGCUUCCUCUGCACCGACCGCGACUGCAAUGUUAUCCUGGGCUCGGCGCAGGAGUUCCUCAAGCCGUCGGAUUCCUUCUCUGCCGGGGAACCCCGUGUGCUGGGCCUGGCCAUGGUACCUGGACACCACAUCGUUUCUAUUGAGGUGCAGAGAGAGAGCCUGGCGGGGCCUCCCUACCUCUGAACACGAUCGCGCAUGCCUUUCGGACUUCAUUAAAUCUGUAACCGAC
This is a messenger RNA of Globicephala melas (long-finned pilot whale), 1835 nucleotides long. Lineage: Eukaryota; Metazoa; Chordata; Mammalia; Artiodactyla; Delphinidae. The record is from RefSeq and is a predicted model, not a curated record.